Fusarium sp. VM40 is the source of this 1503-nucleotide messenger RNA. Lineage: Eukaryota; Fungi; Ascomycota; Sordariomycetes; Hypocreales; Nectriaceae. The record is from the annotation of a GenBank genome assembly.
AUGGAGUUCAAAGAUUCCCCAAUGGCCCAGUUCCAAGACUCACCAACCGAGUCACUAAUGUCCAUUCCUGGAGAGAAUUUCGCAUCACUAUUCGCAGUCACUACUCCUAGCGCCACUUCAACAAUGAACCCAAUGGAGAUGAUGACCCCUCAGUCAUGUUCGGAGGAUCAGACAUCAUCCUUCACUCACAUCAAGGAAGAGGACGAUGCUUCAUCAACGCCAUCACCAUCCCCCACUCCCGAAAAGAAAACCGCCAAGAAGCGAAAGUCGUGGGGCCAGGUCCUUCCCGAGCCCAAGACAAGUCUUCCCCCUAGAAAACGAGCUAAGACUGAUGAUGAAAAAGAACAGCGCCGUGUGGAGCGAGUUCUUCGCAACCGUCGUGCUGCCCAGUCUUCUCGUGAACGCAAGAGGCAAGAGGUUGAAGCUCUUGAGAAGAGAAAUCAAGAACUUGAGGCUGCUUUCAAGAAGCUUCAGGAAGAGCAUGUCAAUCUUAAAAUGCAGUUCCAGCAAGCUCAUUCAUCCGGUCUGGUAACACACUCUUCCCCCCUCGAGUCUUUCCGAGAGAACCCUUCCCUAUCACAAGGGCUGUUCAACCCCCAAGCCACCCACACAGGAAUUGACGAGCUUGUCUCUUCCAACACUACUGUUGAUCCUACGACUCUAUCCCCUCAACUGUUACCUGUCGCCGAAUCAUUUGAAGAGACCCUUGACCAGGAGCCCUCAAAGGAGGCGAAACUCGAACAGACCGAAAGCACCUCUCCCGACCUGACACAACUGUCACAUGUCGGCGGAGAUGCCCAAGUCGUUCCUGUUAUCGCAAACCUCGAUGGCGCUAACAUCGGCCUGGCUCCUGCAGCUUCAGAUGACGCUGCUUUCAGCCUUGGUGGCGCUUAUGUUCUUCCAGCGUCCAUUGACACAGAUCGCUGUGUCCUUGAAAGCGGGUAUCUCUCUUCACCCCACUCCUCAAUUAUUGGCGACGAUUAUAUGGCUGGUGACACUCCCGCGUUCAGUCUCAACGACGACUUUGACAUCAGUGUCUUCUUCAACGACGAUGCAAAUGCCAUCUCGACAGAAUCUAUGGCAACGAGCGACUUCGCCGCUGCGACCAGUAGCCACGAGCCCCAGACCAGCCCGAUCCUGGCGCGUCCCCUAGCGGAUGCGACGUUGGUGGCAUUGCGGUUGGUGACUGAGGGAUGCGAUAAUCAAGUCGAGGUCUUGAGGCGCGGAACUGAUGGAUCGCGCGGCCAAGACGGCGAGUUGACACAGUAUCUGACUAACAUGGCCUUGCCGUCACGUGAGCUUUUGAUGACUCUACUCUGGGCUAUUCGCCUGGAGGAGAGACAGAUCCAGCAUGAGACAGGUGAAGUUCUCGAAGUCGAAACUCGGUCCCAGCCACAUACACACCAACCAACAGUAAAAACUGUUUUGCCAGUUCUUUCGGAGGAAGAGUUUGAUUGGGCAGAUGCCCGCGAGGGCUUACUUCGCGGCGAGGAUCUGUCAUAA